CAAAUAGUUUUGUUUUGUUGCAGCGCAUCACGAACUUUCUCGUCUGACUGAUUCGGCAGAAAUUUUGCAUUUUUGGCUUUUGCAGCGAAUUUUUUGUGUUGCCAGCAUCUAUACCGCCUGACAACAAUCAGCAAGUGGCACUUUGCAGCUAACAAUGGAAAAGAUCGUGGAAAAACUCGACCCCGAUACUCAGCAGGCUAUGUCGAAAAUAUUAUCGCUUGGAUCUUGCUGGGAGUUGCUUUUCCACAUUGAAAAAGAUAACGUGAAAACAAAACAGGACAUUUUGAUGCUGAUGGUUCACUUGAUCCUCAUCAAAAAUGACUUUCUCUGCAUUCAUGAAGAGGAUGCUCAGUAUUCACCAACAAAAACAUCUGAACUGCUCACCCCAGGCUGGAACAAAGAGUCUGAAAACCACAGGAUCCGAUAUUAUUGCAACAACGCAAAAUAUCAUCUUAGUUCCAAUUUGAUUGUUGAUGUUCUUUCCAUCAACCUCUUGAACAUGGAUUCUCAGAAAACACAGUCUAUAGUGAUUCCUGUGUCCGAGGUUAAGGAAAUCAGUGGAUCCCUUUCAACAAUAAUUCCAAAUGAGAAAGACAUCUUUUGCAAAAUCUGGACUGAAAUGGUAAAGCCAGCCAAGAGUGAAGGCCAGCGUGACAUGCAAGUACAAACAGAUGCCCAGCCACAGCCACAGAGGGAAAGAUUUGAGCCCAACAUACCAUUCAUGCACCCUGGGAGACCUGAAAUCUUUUAUCGAGAACCUACCAUACCAGAUCCUCUCAGAGUUGGAGACAGAGACUUGAACCCAUUUGCUCCUUUUGGCGCCCCUGGUGGUGGAAUGCUGAUGGAACCACCUCGAGGUAGAAUUCCUCUUCCCGACAGAGACUUCCCUGGUCCAGGAAUGCUUCCAAGAGGAGCUGUUCCGCCUGGUGCCAGAUUUGACCCUAUUUUGCCUGGAAUGCCUGGAAGGAGAUCAGGACCAGACCCUGACCACAUGCGAAUGCCUGGUGCCCCGAACUUUGAUAAUAUGUUCAUGUAGGUUUCUGAUGAAAUUCUAAUAAAACGGCUUAAUUUUCAUAAA
This is a messenger RNA of Neocloeon triangulifer, 1078 nucleotides long. RefSeq names its product proteasome inhibitor PI31 subunit (gene PI31). The coding region runs from base 155 to 1036 and encodes 293 amino acids. Lineage: Eukaryota; Metazoa; Arthropoda; Insecta; Ephemeroptera; Baetidae. Gene Ontology annotation, biological process: proteasome-mediated ubiquitin-dependent protein catabolic process. The record is from RefSeq and is a predicted model, not a curated record. Gene Ontology annotation, molecular function: endopeptidase inhibitor activity; proteasome binding. The transcript has 6 exons.